This is a messenger RNA of Erigeron canadensis, 762 nucleotides long. RefSeq names its product transcription factor MYB56-like. Gene Ontology annotation, biological process: regulation of DNA-templated transcription. NCBI's taxonomy places the organism in Eukaryota, Viridiplantae, Streptophyta, Magnoliopsida, Asterales, Asteraceae. The transcript is spliced from 5 exons. Gene Ontology annotation, cellular component: nucleus. The record is from RefSeq and is a predicted model, not a curated record. Gene Ontology annotation, molecular function: RNA polymerase II cis-regulatory region sequence-specific DNA binding; DNA-binding transcription factor activity, RNA polymerase II-specific. Bases 1 to 762 code for a protein of 253 amino acids.
AUGGCACCACUACCCUCGUGUGCUCCAAGUGCUCAAAAGGUUCUUCUUGAUGAUCUUCACAACCAAGUUAAUUCAUCUUUAAUGACCAAGAUUGAAGAAAAACCAAAUGCACAUGGAGGCGGAGAAGGCGGUGGUUCAAGGAGGCGUUGCGUGACGAGAGGCCAUUGGAAGGUAUGGGAGGAUGUUAAGUUGCGAGAACUUGUAACUCUUCGUGGGCCAAGAAACUGGAAUGCUAUAUCGGAGCAACUCCCAGGAAGAUCUGGCAAGAGUUGCAGAUUGAGAUGGGUAAAUCAAUUGGACCCAAGAAUAAAGAAGGCGGUGUUUAGUAAAGACGAAGAAGCCAUUUUAAUUGCGGCCCAUGCGGUUUUUGGCAACCGGUGGUCUCAAAUCGCUAGGUUUAUUCCUGGAAGAACCGAUAAUGCAAUCAAGAAUCAUUGGCAUGUCUUGACCGCCCGGAGGCAUAAAAACAAUAUUGUUACUUCUAAUUCUUCUUGUAAUUCUUUUCAUGGUCCUCAUGUUUCAGGUGAUAGUAGUAGUACUAUUACAUUCAAGGCUAAUAAAUCAAGUAUUGUUAGCCAUGGUACCAAUUUCACAUGCAUGAACACGCCCACUUCACGUGCAGUGCUAGAUAUGCCAAACUCCGAAGGCGGCGUUGAUGGUAAUUACGACGGAAUGAAAAGAGGCGGUGGUAUGUUAGAAUCAAGGACGUUGAUCCGACCACAACCACCACGGUUCAUUGACUUUCUUGGGGUCGGGGAAUAA